AUGAACGGUAGUAAAAUCAUCAUGCUGGAAGCACAUCAAGUACGACUCAUUGACUCUAUGAGUUUUAUCACCAUGCCGCUAGCCGCCUUUCCAAAAACAUUUGGUUUGACUGAAAUGGCAAAAGGAUGGUUUCCGUUUUGGGCCAAUACGCACGAGUUCCAGACUUACAAGGGUCCUUAUUUGCCACUAGAGUACUAUAAACCUGGAAGUAUGAAACCCGAAUCGAGAGACAAGUUUCUAGCCUGGUAUAAUGAGAAAGUCGACAACAAAGUCAUGUUCGAUUUUCAACAAGCGAUGGAGACGUACUGCAAGUCGGACGUAGAUAUCUUAAGAAGAGGGUGUGGCGAGUUUCGAUACCAGUUACUGGUCAGUGAUGACAUUGAUCCAUUCAUAGAAGCAUGUACCUUGGCACAAGCAUGCAAUAAAGCUUGGAGAAAGAACUCUAUGCCUGAACAAAGUUUAGCCAUCAUAUCAGAUGCGGGGUACCCCAAUAAAGUCAAAUAUUCAAUCAAAGGUGUGCGAUGGAUACAAGGCGAGGCAGUUACAGACGGUAUACACAUACAGCAUGCUUUGAAUGGUGGUGAAAAGCGUAUAGGACAGCACUAUGUAGACGGCUUCUGUGAAGAAAGCAACGUUAUUUACGAGAUGCUCGGAUGCUGGUACCAUGGAUGUUUGAAAUGCUAUCCCAAUCGAGACUUAAUCAACCCGUUUUCAAUGGAAAGUAUGGGCUCAUUGUACAGAAAGACAUUUCAGCGCUUUGAUGCAUUAAAACGCUAUGGGAUGGCCAUCAAGUACAUUUGGGAGUGUGAUUUCGAUGCACGUUGUAAGCAAGAUCCGCAGUAUAAGAGUCUCAUAGAUCAAUUUUAUCCACAUUUAGAGCCUAUUGAACCUCGUGAGGCUCUAUUCGGAGGGAGAACAAAUGCAGUACAACUAUAUUAUGAAGUAGAUGAAAGUACACAGCAAGAGAUCAAAUAUGCCGACAUUUGCUCACUGUAUCCGUAUGUAUGUAAAUACAAAGCCUAUCCUUUGGGACAUCCUGUCAUUCUGAGCCAGGAAGACAUAAAUAACGAGCAGAUACACACUUACAAAGGACUCAUUAAAUGUAAAGUGCUACCCCCGCAAGAUUUAUGGAUGCCAAUUCUACCUUUACAUUGUAACAAGAAAAUGGUAUUCACACUAUGUCGGACAUGUGCUGAGAAAGAAUGUACGUUCUGCCACCAUGAUAUAGAGGAUCGAGCCUUGGUCGGAACAUGGACGUCCAUCGAAUUAGCAAAGGCGCUUGAUAGAGGGUAUCAGAUCAUGGACAUUUAUCAUAUUUGGCACUGGGAGCAUUGGAGUGAUCAAGUGUACACUAAUUACAUUAACAAGUACCUGAAAAUGAAACAAGAGGCCAGCGGGUAUCCACCCUGGGUGAAAACCGCAGAGGACCAGCAAACGUUUAAAGACGAGUAUUUUGAGGCCGAAGGCAUAGAGCUGGAACAUAUUGAAAAGAAUGUGGGGAAACGAGCAUUUGCAAAAACCAUGCUGAACUGUCUAUGGGGUAAAAAUGCACAAAACAAUGUAUUAGCGAAAACGGAAUAUGUCAACUCAGUGUCGGGAUUUUAUGACAUCGUCACGAAUCCUCAUAUCACCGUGAAUUAUGUGGACAUGUUUGACCAUGAUGAAUUUAUCUUGAUAAACUAUUCAGAUCAGUCAGAUCAAGCACAACCUCAUUCAUCGGCUAAUGUGGUGGUGGCCUCCUUUGUUACGGCCUAUGCCAGACUUGAACUCUAUGCACAGUUGGAACAGCUAGGUCAACGGGUGCUUUACUUUGAUACAGACAGCUGCAUGUAUGUGUACGACCCUGAUCAAUAUAACAUUCCUAUCAUCAAUAGCCGCCUAGGUAAAUGGACAGAUGAAGUACCGGAAGGUAAAAUUGUGAAAUACGUCGCAUUGGGACCUAAGAAUUACGGCUAUGAAUAUAUUGUAGAAGGCAAGAGGUAUACAAAAUGUAAAGUGAAAGGUAUCACAUUGGACUACGAUACAACUCAAAAAGUCAAUUUCGACACGAUGGUAGACUGUGUGAAAGACAGAGAUAAUUAUUCAAGCGUGAUUCAUUAUCCAUCUCGCAUUCAAAGACAUAGAGACAGAAAAGUCACCAGUGGUCCACAAACGAAAACAUUUCGAUCAGUUUACACCAAACGAUUGGUCGUAGAUACAUUUAAAACGGUUCCAUAUGGCUAUCUACAUUCAUAA
This is a messenger RNA of Ruditapes philippinarum (Manila clam), 2235 nucleotides long. RefSeq lists its product as uncharacterized. The coding region runs from base 1 to 2235 and encodes 744 amino acids. Lineage: Eukaryota; Metazoa; Mollusca; Bivalvia; Venerida; Veneridae. Gene Ontology annotation, biological process: DNA replication. The transcript has a single exon. Gene Ontology annotation, molecular function: DNA-directed DNA polymerase activity; nucleotide binding; DNA binding. The record is from RefSeq and is a predicted model, not a curated record.